Molecule: messenger RNA, 1040 nt
Organism: Lucilia sericata (common green bottle fly)
Lineage: Eukaryota; Metazoa; Arthropoda; Insecta; Diptera; Calliphoridae
Product: protein late bloomer
Exons: 4
Coding region: 215-841 (208 amino acids)
Cellular component (GO): membrane
Source: RefSeq, a predicted model, not a curated record
UAACAAACUUUUUGUUUUUAGUUUCCAAUUGAACACGAAACGUGAAAGUUUAAAAUUCGAAUACUGAACUUGACUAACUAACGGUUAAAAUAAAAAAAAUAAACCUUUUAUUAAUUAUUAAAAAUAAAAAAUUAAAAUUUAUUUAAAAAGAGCCCUAUAUUAUAAAAUAUUUUAAUAAAUUUUUAAAAUAAAUCAAAAAUUGCAAUUAGUGAAAAUGGGUUGUGCCACUACUACUGUUAAAAUUGCCUCCAUUAUUUUCAAUAUUUUAUUGGCGAUAAUUUCUAUUGCGGGCAUAAUAUUGAUCUCAUUUAAUCCAGACUAUUUUCGAGAAGAAUUAUCCAUUGGUUACUACACAACACUAUCUCUCUGUGUAAUCUUUGCAUUCCUAGGAAUAUUUGCCACAAUACGAGAAUCUGUCUGUCUAACGGCGACUUGCGCUGUGUUCCUCUUGGCAUUGACCUUGAUAAAUAUUGCAAUCGCGAUCGUUGGCAUCAACAGUGGCGAGCAUAAUGGUGUCGAGGUGGUUAAUAAGGCCUGGGAAACAAAUGCAAUGGAUGAAUUACAAAUUAAUCAUGAUUGUUGUGGCAAAACAAGUUCCAACGAUUAUGUACUCAUGAAUAAACCUAUUCCAGACAGUUGUUAUGCUGAUCAGGAUAAAUCGGACAUUCACAAUCUUUUUACCGAAGGUUGCAGUGAAAAAAUGGUGACAUACUAUGAAGAAGAAUCUUAUCGUUUUGCUAUUUUAUCAUGGAUUUGUGUAGCAUUUGAAUUUUUCGGUUUCCUGUUGGCUACAUUCUUGGUCAUCAACUUCCGCAAUACCCAAAGACGCAUGCAGUUUUAAACGUUAAACAAUUAAAACUGCAAGUAUUUAAAUAGAGCAGCAAAUUUAUAAUAAAUUUGAUAUUAAAAUUUUCGAAUCCUUUUAAAAAUAACUAUAUACAAUUGACCAACAGUAUCGAAAAAAAUACCACCUUUAAUACUAAUGAUCCUUAUGAAAAAAUAUUAAUAUUAAAUUGAAAACAAAUUAUGUAUUUUUAUUA